AUGUUUGUCUGUCUGUCUAUCUCUUUAUCUUAUUCUGUUCAUCUAUCUAUCUAUCUAUCUAUCUAUCUAUCUAUCUAUCUAUCUAGGGGCACCUCGAUGCGGUCUACGCUUGGAAAAUCACUAUCUAUCUAUCUAUCUAUCUAUCUAUGUUAUUCUGUUCCUAUGUCUGUCUGUCUGACUGUCUGUCUCUAUCUAUCUCAGUCUGUUCAUUAUCUAUCUAUCUAUCUAUCUAUCUAUCUAUCUAUCUAUCUGCAUAUUCACUAUGCAUCGUAUUAUGUUCAUCUAUCUGCAUAUAUUGUAUUGUUUUCAUCUAUCUAUCUACCUAUUUAUCUUUAUCUAUAUAUAUAUAUAUAUAUAUAUAUCUUUUUCUGUUCAUGUUUCUAUCUCUAUCUUAUUCUGUUCAUAUCUCUUUCUCUCUAUCUAUAUAUCACUGUCUGUUCAUAUCUAUCUAUCUAUCUAUCUAUCUAUCUAUCUAUCUAUCUAUCUAUUUGUGUGUGUUUAUAG
Acanthosepion pharaonis is the source of this 504-nucleotide messenger RNA. The record is from the annotation of a GenBank genome assembly. NCBI's taxonomy places the organism in Eukaryota, Metazoa, Mollusca, Cephalopoda, Sepiida, Sepiidae.